Messenger RNA from Acanthoscelides obtectus, 477 nucleotides. The record is from the annotation of a GenBank genome assembly. Lineage: Eukaryota; Metazoa; Arthropoda; Insecta; Coleoptera; Chrysomelidae.
AUGUCCAUGAAACUUAAGGGAUCAGCCGUCGAAACUGAAAAAUGUGGCACAGGCUUGGGAGCAGGUUGGGAAUGUGUAUAUGGGCCAGGUUCAUCGGUUGGUGGACUUGUAUCAGAAAUCGCAGCUGAAAUUCCUGAGGUAGCAGCGGAGGUUGGACCGUUUUGCAGGUGUGGCUGCGUAGUACACCUUGGUAGAGCUCGGCCAAAAAGGCUACUUGCGACGUCAGCCCAGAGCUGUCCAGGCAGAACAUUUUGGCUAAUCCAGGCUGAAGAUGACUGCAUCGUGGAGUUCCGCGUGGAUCAAUUCCGCUUACCUUGCGGCACUCAGUGGCUGAAGGUGCGCGACGGUCCGGCAAUUUCUUCAACGUUGGUUGCAGCACUCCCUGAAGACGACCACGCGGCCGUCAACUCCUCAGGGCCGCACCUACUGCUGGAGUUCUAUGCUGAAACUGAAGACCCAGCCGAAACGCAGGCAUAA